This is a messenger RNA of Peronospora matthiolae, 1074 nucleotides long. NCBI's taxonomy places the organism in Eukaryota, Oomycota, Peronosporomycetes, Peronosporales, Peronosporaceae. The record is from the annotation of a GenBank genome assembly.
AUGUACGUUCACUGCAAAGAAGGCACGGGACGCAGUGUGGCGGUGACCUUGUGUUGGCUCGUGGCUGCUCGUGAAAUGGAUUCUUUAGCGGCACAAGAGUAUCUGAGUGGGAAACGCCACGUGCGCAAAGUCGCUUUACUUGCAUCCAGAUGGAUGGAGUGCUGCCAAGGAGAAGGAAAAAAACUCUGGAUUCUGUCCGAUCAGAAACUUCGCGUCGAGAACGUCAAUGCGUUGCUGGAUAUCCACAUGGCGAACUUUGAACGGUACAUGAUCGAGAAAAUGAAGUUGGCGCGCUCGCAUUCGUUUUACCAUGCAAAAGGCCUGGGACUCUUUGCGGUGCCAUGUCAAUCUAUUGCAAAGCUUUACACUGCCAACGUAGGACAUCUGAAAGGGGCAGCGCAAGUGAGGCACAAGCGAGCCCGAAGAUAUAGUAGAAAAGCAAGGUGCAUGCUGGAGAGGCGGGGCAAAGAAAAGGAGUUCAAGGACGUGACGGGCGUCAUGGAAGGCGUGCAGUCGUACUUUGACCGAGACGUGAGCUCCUGCUGUACCGCAUUGAGCGUCGACGGUACAAGGAGCUACGGCAGAAACAGACGGAGAGUGUGCCGCUUGUAUCCACCCCUGGGUGGGGAUCUUGUCCACUUUGAGUCGCACAUCGCUUUGACUACACCUACGAAAUCCCCUCAAGUCCUGGCAGAUCUGGGCACUCGCAACUCUCGUACUCUAUGCUGCGUUCCAACUGCAUCUGUUGCCCAAGCAGCAGCCCAAGUCGCAGCCCAAGUCGUAGCUCAAGUAUUCUUUUUCCUGACGUGGCCACUCACGUACUUAUCGCAACGUCAGAAGUACUGGACGCUGGUGGACUCGCAUGUCCUGCUGGGAGCAGCGUCCACAGCUUUUCUGCCUCAUGUUGACGCUCCAGCAGCUUGUGGGGUUGAUGCAGUUGUCAAUCUACGUGAUGAGUACGCAUGCCCUAUGGAGCAGUACAAGAGACACCACAUCCAGCAGCUUCAACUGCCGACAGUUGACCACUUUUCGCCUUCACUUGAGGCAUUAACAGCAGCUGUUGCGUUCAUUUAG